UAGAAUAAAGACAUAGAGAAGGGUUGUUGCAUGUGACGUGAGAAACAGCCCCAAGCCAAAACCCAAACCAACCAAACUACGCUUACUAAUUCAACACCUUUCCAUUUCUCUAUGCAAACUGUUACUCAACAAAGAACAAACCCAAACCACCAUUCUGUGCGCCAAUGGAGACACCAAGUGCAUUGUGGGACAACUGGGUCGGAGAGGCACUUGCAACCCUUGACUCACUCAAGGUCGUUCGAUCUCUGAGACCCAUUUUCCUCCGCAAGGAGAAACACCGAGUGCCCAUUGAGAAUGUAUCAGAGUCUCUGCAACUUGGGGUGAACGAAGGUGCAUUCGAGGUGUUCGAUGAAAUGCAGCAAUGGGACCGGUCUUCUGUUGAAGUGGAGAUUGGUGAAACCACGUUUCAUAGAUGGAUGCAUGACACCCCAAGUUCUGGUGAUGAGAUUGUUUAUAGUGCAGUUGCUGAUGAUGAUGAACCAGGGGCAUAUCAUGAGAAGUUUAAAAAGUUGAUUUUGUUUUCUGGAAAUGAUUAUCUAGGCUUGAGUUCCCAUCCAACUAUUGGAAGAGCUGCUGCAAAGGCAGCCCAAGAACAUGGAAUGGGACCAAGGGGUUCUGCUCUUAUUUGUGGAUAUACCAAUUAUCAUAGGCUGCUAGAAUCUAGCCUGGCAGAUUUGAAGAAGAAAGAGGAUUGCCUUCUUUGUCCCACAGGGUUUGCUGCCAAUAUGGCCUUGAUGACAGCAAUAGGAAGUAUUGGUUCUCUCUUAGCUGGGAAUAGCAUACCUUCAGAGGAUGAAAAGAUUGCUGUCUUUUCGGAUGUAUUGAACCAUGCAUCAAUAAUUGAUGGUAUCCGUCUUGCUGAGCGGCAAAAAAGUGUAAAGGUCUACAUUUAUAGACAUUGUGACAUGUCCCACCUCAAUACGCUCUUAUCAAAUUGCAGAAUGAGGAGGAAAGUUGUGGUGACUGACAGCUUGUUUAGCAUGGAUGGAGACUACGCACCAAUGGUUGAGCUUGCAGAACUUCGCAAGAAGCAUGGGUUUUUGUUAGUCAUUGAUGAUGCUCAUGGAACAUUUGUUUGUGGUCAAAAUGGUGGUGGUGUUGCUGAGGAGUUCAACUGUGAAAAGGAUGUGGACAUAUGCAUUGGUACACUAAGUAAAGCUGCAGGUUGUCAUGGAGGAUUUAUAGCAUGCAGCAAAAGGUGGAAGCUCUUAAUACAGUCAAGAGGUCGUUCAUUUAUAUUUUCAACUGCUACCCCAGUUCCAGUUGCUGCUGCUGCUCAUGCUGCUGUUAAAGUGGCGAAACUUGAGACAUGGCGCAGAAAGGCUAUUUGGAACCGGGUGAAAGACUUUCAUUUGCUCACAGGAAUCCCUGUUACAAGUCCCAUUAUAUCCCUAAUCGUAGGCAGUGAAGACAAAGCACUGCAAGCAAGCCGGUAUUUAUUGCAAUCUGGCUUCCACGUGACUGCAAUCAGACCACCAACCGUGCCUCCUAACUCAUGCAGGCUGCGUGUAGCCCUGAGCGCAGUUCAUACAAGGGAAGAUUUGGAAAACCUAGCAGCUGCACUCUCCCGUUGCAUCAAUUUCAAAGACACCCGUAUAUAUAGCUGCAAUGGCUAUGCAAGACUGUAGCUUUGAUUCUUUCAGAAUGAAUUGCAUCAAUGUGACUCACUAUACCUGAAAUAAGUACACACCAUUAGUACCUUUAUUAGCAGUUCGAGUCAAUUGAAUUUCAUUUAGAGUGGUUGCUUGUUCCUUCAUCGAAAGCCAAAAUGGGAAGCUAUUUUGUCAACAUUUAGAUAAAUAUUGUUAAAUAAUGAUAAUUGGAUGUAUUAAU
Gastrolobium bilobum is the source of this 1833-nucleotide messenger RNA. RefSeq names its product 8-amino-7-oxononanoate synthase. Gene Ontology annotation, biological process: biosynthetic process. Gene Ontology annotation, molecular function: pyridoxal phosphate binding. Lineage: Eukaryota; Viridiplantae; Streptophyta; Magnoliopsida; Fabales; Fabaceae. Bases 165 to 1628 code for a protein of 487 amino acids. The transcript has 11 exons. The record is from RefSeq and is a predicted model, not a curated record.